CUGUAAUGUUACCUUUACUUUGGUUUAACGUUCCCAUUUGUUUUUGGUCCUACCAAAUCAUGCGUGAAUGCCAUGGUCACGUGUAUCGCCAAGUUCGAUUUCAAAAAAAGGGGGGUGGGCGGUAUUCCAAAAUGGUAGUUGUAACAAGGAUCUUUGAUAAUGGCUGACGAAAGCCGAGUAAAUUUGUUGGCGGAUUCCACCACAUUACAGCCGGACCUUGAACAAGGUAGUGUUGGCCAAGGUGGCAGGUCUAAUCAGCCGGGUCUUAUUAGAGAAUACUUUGAAUCAUCUAGCCACCCUAUUGCUCUGCUAUUCUUUAUUGCCUUCAGGCUUGGCGCGCUGUUGACAUACCUACUGGGAUCCAUAUUCACCGACAAUUUCACACUGAUAUUUGUAAUCACAAUAUUGCUUCUUGCAUUCGACUUUUGGACAGUCAAAAAUGUAUCUGGAAGGAUUUUGGUCGGAUUACGCUGGUGGAACGAGAUUCAAGAAGACGGAACGAACAAAUGGGUAUUUGAGAGCGCCAAUCCCAAUCGCGCCGGAAAUGCAAACGAUUCACGAUUGUUUUGGACGGUUCUUUAUGCUACACCUGUCCUUUGGAUCUUGCUGGCCUUUACUUGCAUCUUCACUUUCAAAUUCGCAUGGCUGGUCAUCGUCGUCGUGGCUAUCAUUCUCAAUCUCGCUAAUGUGUACGGUUACACGCAGUGUGAUAAAGAUGCCAAAAGAAAAUGGGCAACUGGGCUUGCUGCACAAUCAGCAUUUGGAACUCUCGGUGGCAGCGUUGGAGGUUUUGCUGGAAAAAUGUUCACUUCUGGUGUCAGUAGCAUGUUCACUUCUCGAGGUUAGAGUAGAUAUUGUUAUAGCUCCCCAUUCUUUUUGCUUUUGUUUAAUAGAGAGAACAUUACCAUUUUCUUCACGAUCGUGUCACCGUGAGCGUCUGACAUCACCCCCAAGAAAUGUUGGACGACCAAGGUCAAGAAUUAGGUAUUCUGGUUGCACCAUCAGAGAAGACCCGAAUAGGAAUUCAUUUCACACCAGACCUUUGCGCAGUUCACAAGCGACUUUUCUUGUACAUGUCCCUUCCCAAAGUAAUACAGAAUAUUCAAACGAUAUCACUCGGGC
Umbelopsis ramanniana AG is the source of this 1122-nucleotide messenger RNA. RefSeq lists its product as uncharacterized. Gene Ontology annotation, biological process: vesicle-mediated transport; protein secretion. The transcript has 4 exons. Bases 160 to 846 code for a protein of 228 amino acids. Lineage: Eukaryota; Fungi; Mucoromycota; Umbelopsidomycetes; Umbelopsidales; Umbelopsidaceae. Gene Ontology annotation, cellular component: Golgi membrane. The record is from RefSeq and is a predicted model, not a curated record.